Messenger RNA from Nilaparvata lugens (brown planthopper), 8901 nucleotides. RefSeq names its product myotubularin-related protein 2 (gene mtm). The transcript is spliced from 12 exons. Gene Ontology annotation, molecular function: phosphatidylinositol-3,5-bisphosphate 3-phosphatase activity. Lineage: Eukaryota; Metazoa; Arthropoda; Insecta; Hemiptera; Delphacidae. Bases 5676 to 7481 code for a protein of 601 amino acids. The record is from RefSeq and is a predicted model, not a curated record.
CUAGCGCUGCAUGUGAGUCUAUGCAUCUUUAAGGUAUUUGAGGUGCACACCAGUUAGUCAAGACAAGACAAAACAUGAUCAGACACGUUUAGUCACAAUACUUCACAUUUAUUUAUUUUUAUUCUUACGGCUUUUAUCGGAAGAGAGAUCCUUAAGGAUGUUCUGCCUUACCUUAUUACCCAAUGUCAUUUCCUAUCAACACUCGAAUUUAUAGGUUGUCUUGGGUUCUUCAUGUUUUCUCACUAAAUUUUGCACUUUCACUUCCUGAGUUUCUUCACAUUGUUGCUUAUGACGCAACUCAAACUGAUUAGUCAUUGCAAAUAGACAUGUCAUCUAUGUGAAGUAUUGUGACUAAAGGUGACUAGUCCUGGUUUUACUAACCGGUGUACGCCCAGUCAUACUAGACACUUUGUAUAGCUGCCUAAUACUAUACACUCAUCAAUUUCACUCUGAGACUAGGCUAUCCAGUAUUUAAAUGACGAAACUUACAAGCUUACAAUUUCUAAUUGUAUUAGUUUUACUCCUCCUGUAUCUUAAAGUUUAGUUGGAAAUGUUGUUGUUCAGUUGUUGUUUGUUUCUGUUCAGUUGUUUUAUAUAUUAGAAACAAUUUUCAAUUAUUAUUUAUAACUUCAAUUCCGUGACGGAAUUCUUUUAUUCUUCCUGUAACGUACAGUUUUGUUGGAAAUUUGUUGUUUGUUUCUAUUCAUUUGUUCUGUAUUUUGAAAAUUUAUAUAAUUUGUGGUCGUGUAUUAACCAAAGAGUAAUUAUUGUUACUCUAGAGUGUUGGCUUUUGAUCUGGUUUUGUUUUCUGUGCAUAACGAGAAAAUGAUUUGUUGGGAGUUGUUAACCAUUCAUGAUUUUCAAACGGGUUGUAUAGAUGUUUUCUAAACUUAACUCGGAGGUAAAAACUUUUUAAGCUUUGCGUAUUAGAUAUUAGAGGUAUCUAACCAGAAGUACUUAGGUUUUAUUGUGAGACGGCCUUGAAUCUGUGACUAAUAGCAUGCAUAUAUUAAGCAUUCUAUAUACAACUGACACAGGGUUUUAAUGAUGUAGUUUUAAAGUAGUUAGAUGUUUCGAGAAUUUAAUCAUUGUCUAUAAAAACUCAUGAUUUAAUUAUGUAGAACCAGAUUAAUAAAUUUCAUGAUUGUCCACACAUGUGAAGGUCUUACUCAAACCUUCUUAUGUCUAACUCUCCAAGCAAACAGACUCAUGGCCGGUUGCAGAGUCGUCACAUAAAGUUAAAAUCAGGCAUUUAACUUAUUUAUGAAGCCAUAAUCCCACUUUCCGUUGCACAGAUGUCAAAGUAAACUAUAGCUCCCAUAAAACUAAAAACGCUCAAUUAGACACAUGAUUUCGUUGCAGAGUCGUCGAAUAGACCUUAUUUAUGUCUCCAAUCGCUAAAAACGGUCAUUUAAGUUAUGGGCCCGAAGUCGUGCUGUUAAAUCCAAUAUCUACUCCCACCACAUGCAUUUUAGAGGUUGUGAUAGCUUUUUUUGAAAGAUGUUUACGAAAAACCAUCUGUACCGUAUAUAAGUAAAUUAUUUUUUUCCCUGUGUUUUUUCAAGUUGUUUAUAAGCUCCAAAUCGCUAUGGCACCAAAUAAAUAUGAAAUAAAAAAUCUCGCCAAAGGCCAAGAGUCGCCAUAUGGUUUAUCAAUUUUAUGUGAGGUCUUUUAGGUCUGUUCACAGUGAUGUCGAUUAAAACUUUGCCCGAUGCCAAGACAUUGGUUGAAUAGAAGCAUGUACGGAAAAAAGUGAAUAGAGCUGCAGUGUGACCUAUGUGUGAUGCUAAUUCGAGAUAUAGCUAAAUGGGCCGCAAACGACUGUGCAACGACCAACCAUUUAUGUGAGUGAUUUUAAACGAUGUCUCACAUAGCUAUGUUUGAUUUUAUGUAACGACUCUGCAACCGGGCAUCAAACUUAGGUUCUACUAUUUCAGGUUCUACUAGGUUCUAAACUUAGGUUCAUUAAUAUCUGCUUCUAGUUAUUAUGUUUGAUUAAUGUUCAUCCAACUGAAUGUAUUAAGUUAUCUGUUCUUGUUGAUUUUGUGAGAAUUUCAUUAGUUUUGCAAUACACGUUCAUUUGAUGGUAACUUGUUAUCAAUGCCUGUUAACAUUCUAGUUGGAUAUAUUGUAAACACUAUGUAAGCUUGACUGACUGUUUUAGAUGUUAUUAUUUUUGUAGUAUACACUUGUUUCAAUUUGAUACUAUUCAUUCUAUGAUGACGUAAUUUAUAUUAGUAUUUAUUGUAAACAUUGUCAGGUUUUACUGUGCCAUCCAGAACAGUAUAAAUAUUAAUAUUAUUAUUAUAGUUGCGGCUCAUGAUACACUUUGUUUAUAUUUUCAAUGUAAAAAUAGAUAAAUAAAUAUCACUCAUAUUUCAUGAAAUAUCUUGUCAAUGCCAUAUCACAUUCUAUUUUCACAUUAGUGAAUUGAAAUUCAUGGCAAUAUAUUUGCGAUGAUUAAACAUAAACAUUUGGCUGUAUUUGAAUCUAGAAUCUAGCAUUAAACUUAUAUCAAUAUAAUAUGGCCUCAUUAAGCUUAUUCAAUCGCUAAGAACUGAUGAAUGUAACUGUUGUCAACUGGAUCUAUAAUCAAUAAUAAUUGUUUUAACAUAUCUUGGCACGUAUAAUUCUGUUUUAAAACGUUAUUUAUAAAUGCUUCUAAAGUAUUCGAUUUUAAAUCAACAACUACAUGAAUGUUAUCUGUAUUAUAUCCUAAGAAUAUUGUAAAUUUUUAUUACUUUUUAUCAAUUGUCCACUUAUUUUCAAUAAUAAUUGUUAUGCAGUAUUGAUGUAUUGUUUUAUCAAUAUUAUAUCAAUUUUGAAAGAGAGAAUGUUCUCUCUACACUAAAUUUAUCAAAAUGAAUUAUAUUGAAGUAACUAGUAAUUUAUUAUCUAUAAUAUAAUGAAGGGUGGAAUCAGCUUAUACAUGUAGGGAUAGGUAAUUCACGAAUGACUCAUCAUCACGUCUGAACUACUGGACUGAUUAACUUGAAAUUUUGCAUAUAGAUUCAAAAUUUGCCGAGGAUGGUUAUAGGCCUACUUUUAAAUUCCUCAAUAUUUCAGUAGGUUAAGCUUUCAGUUUGUCAAGUUUUUAAUAAAUAAUACCCUGGCGGAGCACGGGUUACCUACUAGUUAUAAAUAUUUUGGAACUACCGUAAAUAUAAGAGAAGAUUUAGAGUAAGAAAAAUAAAACGUCUGGUUGGCAGAUACUUGAAAAAUCAUAGAUAAAACCAAAAGGCAUCUCUUGAAGAAAUAAUCAUACAAUAAUAAAAUGGAAUUUCAACAUUAUUAAAUUGUUUAAUGCAUAAAAAACUUGUUUGUUAUCAAUCUAAGUAUUCUAAUGUUAUAAUCGUUAUUUAUUGUACGAAAUCCGUCAGUUUGAAUCUCAAAUCUCAAUAAUGAAUAGUAUUAUUCGAAAUCUGAAAUUACCAUUAUUUAUUAAUGUGUAAUCUGAUUCUAGUCGUGUGGUGGUUUGUAACAUGUGAUUGUUCUUAGAUUAGAAUUGUGCUAUGUGUUAUUGAAGUGAGAGAGAGAAUUGUGCUGCUUUUCAAAAAACCUUUCUAAAUCUAUGAAUGAAAUUAUUUAUUUUAAAUGUUCAUUCUAGAUUAAUAGCAAUUUUUAAUUAUAUCUCUUGCAUCUCAAAUUUGGUUUUCGGCUUAUUGGUCUAAUAACAAGUAUUAACUUACAUAUCCUUAAACUUUCAGCUAUAUAAAAGUUUAAAAAAUUACAAUAGUACGCUAAUAUCGCUUUUUGAACUCUUACUCAAUUAAAAACUUGGGCAUUAAUUCGUAAUAACAUACUAGUUUAUUGCAAUGUAUUGGAUUUUCCAUACAUUAAAUAGUUACUUCUUGAUUGUUCUACAAUUUUAGCAGCUAAUUACUGUCUUUGUUGAUUGGUGUUUAAUGUUUAUUAGCUUUCUAUAUUUCUAGCUGUAAGAUGUAUUGUGUGUUUUUUCAUAAAGAUGAGUUAUUUUUAUGGCGUGUAGAGUUGCUUGUUCAGUCUCAUCUUUUGACUACAUGCUUGAACAUAUUAUGCAAACCUAUCAAUAUGUUGUCUGAAAAUCAAAAAAGUACCUUUUUUAAUACUUUAUUUUAUUACUCACGAAAUGUUUUGACAAAUUAAUGUAAUUUUCAAGUUUGUUAAAUGAUACGCUGCUAUCAGUACCAUAGUGAAUUAUGAUACAUAGGUACUGAUUACAAAUUACAGUUUGUUGACUUGAUACAAAUCAAGGAGCACAUUUAGAUUGGAGAAAUAAUCCCAUCCAUAAUAUCCUAACUCUUUUAGAGAAACUUUUCUAUAAUAAGGUACGCGUACCUUCCACUAGUCCAUUUAAUGAAAUCUUAAAAAAAUGUUCAUUGGAUAUAUUUUAUUCUAUUAAUACUUCCGAGAUAUCUCCAUGUACCGUAGUCAAUGGAUGAGCCUGGUUUUGAAAUUUGUAUUGUUGUUAAAGUUGCUAAUGUGUGCUUUGAAAUGUAAAUAUUAUUUUUUGAAUCGACUAUAAAUUGUGCCUUCUAAUAAUAUUUGUGUUUUGUUUCUGUCAAUAAAAAUGACAUGAAAGAUGAUCCCACCACGUUCUAUUGUUCUGUUUACGGUAUUUUAAUGUUAGUAAAAGUUGUUGUAAAGUUUGUUAUUAUACCUUUUUUCACUGGUGCUUUUAACCGAGCAGUGUUGAUUUCAAAUUUGAGUCGAAUAGAUGGAUGAACAAUAUUUUCAAUUAUAAUUUUCAUAUUGAAAAAUCGAUCAUUCAUUUUUUUCCUAUCCUAGAAAAAAGAAUUUUAUUAUGUAUUGUUUUCUCUUGAUGAAAGAGAACUACACAUCAUACCAAUGUACCUAAAAUACAUUCUAGGUGCCUUGCAUUAUACUAUACAGAGUAGUUGAUUACUAGAAAUGACGUUCAAAUAGAAAUGCAUUGAAAACAAUAUUUCAUAAUUUGAAUCGCAGGUAGUCAUUUGAAUUAAACUCUUCUAUACAGAGUUGGUGAAAAUUAUGAAAAAAGUUUCAUAUUCCUGAUACAAAGAUAAUUUGGCAGUAGUUUUCGUUGAGAUCCUAUUCAAAUUGAAAAAAUCACCAUGCAAAAGCCUAGAGCUCACACUCAGCAAAAAAGAUUGAUUCAAAUCGUUUUUAAUUUUCUCCUUCCAUUCAAAUUUUCGCGCCACUCGAUUCCACAGCUACUAGAAUAUCAGGGCCACCGCUGACUUUACGGAUAUAGAUGGUCAUAGAUUAAAAACAGCUGAUAAUUUACAAGAUUUGACAGGAUGGAUAAUCGCCAUUAUUAUUAAUUUUUGCCGAAGAAGUGGGUGAUAGAAAUGAAGAAUAAUUAUGUGAGUUUUGUAAUAUUUUGGUUGAAUUCCAGUAAUUAUUUAGUUCCUCAGUGAAUAUUGUAAUUGUGUAUUUUACUUGACGUUGGCAAAGUGAACAGUGAUGUGAGAAAUUAAUUUAUUUACAGUUUAAAACAAGUUUGGAUUUCUCGUAUCCCCUGCCUCGAAUAUUAUGAUUUUUUGUUAAUUUAAAAAUAAAAAUCAUAUUUUAUUCAGAAUCACUGAAUCAGUACUUCUUCAAUCAGUUCUAUCGUAUUAUUGGUAAACUUAUGUCAUUUUUCAUCAUGUCAAAGGCUUGACUACAAUGUAACUGAAUAUUUGAGUGUGUGAAAGAGAUAUACGAUACCAACACUAAUGGCCAAGGAGAGGAAAUCUACCAGUGAUUUACUAGAAAUGGAGACAUUCAACUCCAAGAAUGCCAGCUCGGAUUCGCUGGCUUCUGAUUCAAAAUCUAGCUCGCUGAAUUCAAAACUUGGUCAAGAUUCUGCUGACUCUUAUAAGGGCUCAUCGCCGAAAGCCUAUUCUUCUAGUUCAACUUCGACAGAAAGUCGCAUUGCUUCGGCUAUGGAAACCAAGUUAAGAAUCAGAUCGAGUGUGGGUGAAAUGAGCACCCCCUCAAGACCGGACGACCCGCCCCUACUGCCGGGUGAAAAGGUGCAGGGUGUGGCUCGUGACGUCACCUACCUGUGUCCCUACAGCGGGCCGUCACGUGGGGUCAUAUCGGUCACCAACUACAAGCUGCACUUUCGCAGCAUGGACAAGGAGACGCCCUACGUCAUCGAAGUGCCUCUCGGAGUUUUGAGCCGAGUUGAGAAAGUUGGGGGCCAAUCAAGUCGUGGUGAAAACUCCUAUGGAAUUGAGUUGUUCUGUAAAGAUAUGAGAAAUCUCAGGUUCGGACACAAGCAGGAGAAUCAUUCCAGACGAAAUGUUUUCGAAAAGCUACAGCAAUAUGCCUUUCCACUUUCCCACAAACUUCCACUUUUCGCUUUCGAAUAUACAGAAACGUUUCCUGAAAACGGUUGGACCGUUCAUGAAACUAUAGCUGAACUCAAGAGAAUGGGUGUUCCGAACGACAUGUGGAAAGUGACUAAGAUGAACGAGGGCUGGGAGGUGUGCGACAGCUACCCGGCAGUGUGGGCAGUGCCGGCGGCCGCAAGCGAUGACGACCUGCGGCAAGUGGCGGCGUUUCGCAGCCGUGGUCGCGUGCCCGUGCUUGCCUGGAUCCACCCGGACAGCCAGGCGACCCUCACGCGAUGCUCGCAGCCGCUGGUCGGAGUCGCCGGCAAGCGCAGUCGUGAGGACGAGCGAUACAUUCAGUUGAUUAUGGACGCUAAUGCGCAGUCGCAUAAGCUGUAUAUCAUGGAUGCUAGGCCUAGUGCGAACGCUAUCGCCAAUAAAGCAAAAGGAGGAGGCUAUGAGUCAGAAGAUGCCUACCAAAACGCCGAGUUGGUAUUUCUUGACAUUCAUAACAUACACGUCAUGAGAGAGUCGUUGAGAAAGCUCAAAGUGUACACAAUUCUGACAGCGUUGGCGAUGCUGCUUCUGGAUCCUUACUAUCGUACAAUCAAAGGAUUCGAGGUACUUAUCGAAAAAGAAUGGCUCAGCUUUGGACACAAAUUCCAGCAAAGGAUAGGUCACGGUGACGACAAGCACUCGGACGCAGACAGGUCGCCGGUGUUUGUUCAGUUUGUGGACUGUGUGUGGCAGGUAACCACAAUGUAUCCCAAUGCCUUCCAGUUCAACGAGCACUUCCUCAUCACCAUUCUCGACCAUCUCUACUCUUGUCGAUUUGGCACCUUCCUCUAUAACAGUGACCGCGAACGAGCCGCGGAGAAGGUGAAACAGCGCACAACGUCACUGUGGUCGAUGAUUAACAGCAGCCUGGACGUGUACCGGAACCCACUCUACCACGCGCAGCCGCAGGCACUGAUUCCGGUGGCCAGCAUACGCUGCAUCCGGCUGUGGCGCGGCCUCUACUGCCGCUGGAACCCCAGCAUGCGCGCGCAGGAUCCCGUCUAUCAGCGGGCAAGGGAGAUGCUCGCCUUGAAGGAGCAGCUGGAGCGGCAGGCGGAGGACGGCAAGCGGGAGCUGCGCAUGCGCACCUCGAGGACUAGUAUGCCGGCCGCACAGGCGCGGUUGGCUAGUCCCAUUCAUGGAUGAGUGGAUGGUGAUGAGUUGUAGGCGAGCGCUGCGCAUGCGUACAUCGCCUGUCACGUCCCAUUCAUGGAUAAGUGCUGAAGAAGGAAGGUGUAGAGCUGCGCAUGUGCACGUCGAGGACUAGUAUGCCGGCUACGUCCCAUUCAUGGAUGAGUGUAGGAGGUUGGAGGUGUUGAAUUGUAGCAAAGAUGUUGAAGAUUGUGUUGCAAUGGUGGUGUAAACUAGCAACUCUGCAAUGAUUCGAUUGAGAAUUAAUUUGAAUUUGUAAAAUUCAUUUUAAUUUGAAGCUUUAAAAUUUUGCUACUAUGGGGUUGUAAAUUGAAAUUUGAAGGUGUCGAGUUGUAGUUGAUUGACGAAGAUUUGAAGAUUCUGUUGCAAUGAUGGUGUAAAUUAUGAACUACUGAGACAAGCUCUAUAAUGAUUGGAGUUUAAUUAGAAGCUGCACUAAUUCUGCUACAAUGGGGCUGUAAAUUGAAGUAUGGAGGUGUUGAGUUGUAGCUGAUUGGCAAAUAUGUGAAGAUUCUGUGCCAAUGGACUAUUGAGACAAGCUCUGUAAUAAUUGAAUAGAGAAUACAUGUAAAGCUGUACUAAUUCUGUUACAAUUAUUGGCAAAUAAUAGAAAAUCAUAGCUGGUGAUAUUGAAAAUUCGGAUUUAGUUGUGUAUAUCGAAAUUCUGAAGUAACUGAGUGACGUUUCUUGAAUCAUAGUUGGAACAAAAUUUGUUAUAAAUUUUUUAAUAAAAAUGCCAUACCCCCAAGUUGAAUUCAUUUCGGUUGUUAGCAAAAAGUGCCGGUUGGUUGAACAGUUUCACCUUCGUGAAUAGAAUCUUGCCUCAAAAAAUCGCGAGUGAUUGAUAGUAUUGUUUUUAUUUUAGAUUAACUUUGUUAAGACCUCCGAAAAUCAAAGUUAAUGUAGCAUUAUUAAUUGCAAAUAGUAUCUUUUGGAUAUGAACAUUGCCUGGCUACUUUGAAAUUUAUUUUCAAAAAUACUUUUCUUGCAAAAGAAAAAUACUUACAAGUCGUAUGAACUACUAUCUACCUCCAUAAAUUGCAAGUGAUUUGCUUCGACGCAUUAUUUAAUACUAGUUUGCUUUGUGUACUGUAACUUAUAAUUUUCAUAACUUGAAAAGUUUAUUGCUUGAAAAAGCGUUGUGCAGUGAAAAUUAUUGACCUCAAUCUUGGACGAUGUAGGUGGUUCAAUGAUAUGUGUUCAAUACAGCCUUCGUGAUCAGAGAUGUAGUGUACAUUCCUUUGAAAUUUGUAAGAGACUCAAUUUCGACAUUUACCGCCACUUUUGUGAAAAUUGCUUGCCCCAGUUGCGGAUUAUGAAUUCCAUACUGGAUAUAAGUUUAUGGUAAUUAUAUUUAUAUAUUUGAUUAGUGUUCAUUAUAUUUGAUCAAUAAAUGGAUAUAUUUAUUUUUUAA